AUGACGGAGGCAGUUAUCAAAAAACUACUCGAAGAAAACUCAAAAAAGCUUAUAGAUGUUAUGGAGAGCAAUAAAACUGAGCUUAAGAAUGCAUUAAGUUCCUGCGAAACGAGAUUACAGUCGUCUAUUGAGCUAGAAAGUAAAAAAGUACGAGAUCUGGAAGAAGAAAAUUUCAAAUUAAAAAAUAAAGUUGAACAGUUGGAAAUAACUCUAAAAAGAAACAACAUUAUUAUAUUUGGUCUUAAAAAAACCAAUAAUACAAUAAACUUAAAUUUUAUCAUCGAUAUAAUUAAUAAACUUUUCGACAUAAGUUUAAUUGAUUCGGAUAUCUCCAACUUUUACUCUUUGGGCAGAGACCUCAAUGCUCCUCUAAAAAUUGAAUUUUGUAGCUAUCUCAAAAAAAAAAGUAUUCUUCUCAAUUCCAAUAAAUUAAAGAAUACAGGAGUUUUUGUGGCGGAUGAUUUAACUGAACUUCAAAGAGCUCAGUAUAAACAACUCAAGGAAUAUCUUUUGAAAUAUAUGGAAGAAGGCAAACAUUGCUUCAUACGAGGCAACAAAUUAAUUUUGGAAAAUACAAGUUACUCACUGGAUGAUCUAGAUAGUCUAAAAACUCAAAAAAUCGAUAGUGCCCCUUCCACUCCUGGCUCAAGUUCUGACCCCUUUAACAUACAGUUGGAAGACAAACCUACGAAGCAAGCCGUCGCCGCCAACUCAACCAUUUCGAAGUUGGAUAAAUUGGGUAAAGUGCAUCAAGUUCCUGUGGUUAAGAAGACCACACGCUCAACUUCAAAACAGUAG
Psylliodes chrysocephalus is the source of this 798-nucleotide messenger RNA. The record is from the annotation of a GenBank genome assembly. NCBI's taxonomy places the organism in Eukaryota, Metazoa, Arthropoda, Insecta, Coleoptera, Chrysomelidae.